Messenger RNA from Anastrepha obliqua, 5517 nucleotides. It is a transcript of the gene RhoGAPp190, whose product is annotated as rho GTPase-activating protein 190. Bases 217 to 4908 code for a protein of 1563 amino acids. Gene Ontology annotation, biological process: signal transduction. The record is from RefSeq and is a predicted model, not a curated record. Lineage: Eukaryota; Metazoa; Arthropoda; Insecta; Diptera; Tephritidae. The transcript is spliced from 19 exons.
UAAAAGUGAUGAAGUGAAAAAUUCUGUAAUGCUGUAAAUUGAGUUUUAAAUAAGCAGAGGGUUUUAUAAAGUUUAACAAAACUUUAUUAAAACCUAUUUGUGACUAUAAGAUUCUUCAUCGCAAAAGUGGCCGUGUCAGACACUUUUAUGUACACGACUUUGCCCAAAGUGUGCAAGUCUUAAAUAGUGCAAUUUAAUUUAUAAUAAGUGUAAAGCAUGAAGCAGAUAAAUGUAUCUGUAAUAGGUCUCUCAGGGACUGAAAAAGAUCGGGGUCAAGUUGGUGUUGGAAAAUCUUGUCUAUGCAACAGGUUUAUUCGCCCGAUGGCUGAUGAUUACUUUAUUGAUCACAUAUCAGUGUUGAGUCAGAGCGAUUUCAGUGGAAGAAUUGUUAAUAAUGAUCAUUUCUUAUACUGGGGAGAUGUACGAAAAACCACUGAAGAUGGAGUGGAGUAUAAUUUCCAAAUAAUUGAGCAGACAGAAUUCAUGGACGACUCAACAUUCCAACCCUUUAAAGUUGGGAAAAUGGAACCAUAUUAUAAACGGUGUGUAGCCACGAAAGUAUUUUCGGCAGAAAAACUUAUGUAUAUAUGCAAAAACCAAUUGGGCAUAGAGAAGGAAUACGAACAGAAAGUUAUGCCCGAAGGUCGUCUUAGUAUAGAUGGUUUCAUCAUAGUUUUUGAUGUUAGUCCAGUGCCUAAUCGGCCGGUUGAGAAGCAAGUUGAAUUUGUCCACAAUGUCAUAACAAAUAUUCUUAAAAAUAAGAAACCACUUGUGCUCGUGACAACAAAGAACGACGACGCCAAUGAAAUAUAUAUACGAGAAGCAGAAAAAAUAUGCCAACGCAAGGAAUAUAAGGGUUUGGUGCAGUUGGUAGAAACAUCAUCGCAUGAAUCUAUAAAUAUAGACUUAGCAUUUAUACUCCUUGCUCAAACGAUAGAAAAAGUAAAAAGUCGUAUCAAAAUUACCUCAUAUCACGAGGCUGCAAAAUCACGCAAGGAGCUGUUAGACACACGAACUGAAGCUGUAACGAGACUCAUUCGCAAUCAAAUAAUUGAUUAUCAAGUGUUUUGGUCACAAGGCUCCAAAAUAUUAGCCCAGUAUAGAGAAUGGACCGAAUUUUUGAAUAUUUUUGGAGUAGAAGCUGGUCUGAAGCUUUUCAGACGUCAUAUGAAAAAGUUACGGGAUGACCACUUAAAUAAAAAACUGAAUCAGUAUAUAGAUAAAUUUGCCAAUACCUUAGAGUAUCUUUUGCCCGACAUUAGCACCUUAGGAACUGUUGAUGAAAAUAUAUGGGUAAAUGCCAAAGGCAUUUUGCGAAACCACCCUGACUUCGAACAAUAUUUUUUCGAAUGCCCUAUAGCAUCAUGGACUGAAUUAGAUGCUAUGGAAGAAGCCGAGGAUGAAGUACGCAUUCCAUUUGAUGUAUUGGACACUCCAGAAGCAGAAACAAUAUUCAGAAAUUACGUAAAUGCGGUACAGCAAGAUAAAAAGAAAAUAGGAUGGAAACACCAGUUUAAACUAUUGUUGGAAGAGUCUGGCUUUGUAACACCGGGUAAGCAGUUGUCGGAGGUUCGAGUGCUUUUUAUGGGACGCGAGUGUUUCGAAGCUUUAUCCGAACAUGACUGUCAACAAAUUUAUGAUAUUCAUCAAGACGAAAUAAUUGAGAAAAGUAAGCAAAACUUCAUUGAACUUUUGUUGGAAAACGCCCAAUUUUUUCAGCAGUUUAAAAAUGUGGACAUUAUAACUCAAGAAGAUGUUCGAGCUAUAACAGAUCUUAUACAGGAUGAUUCCAGGUAUAAGAUAUUAGAUAGGCUUGACCAGGAGAGACGAGUAAUCCUAUUCCAACAUUUGGGCUUCAUUCACUGCCCCAUACGCGAGCAUUGCCCCUUCUUUCAUAAUUGUGUUGAUAGUUUAGUAGACGAAUGUUUGGUAGAUAAAUCACCUAAUCAAAAGAAUUCUACUAAUUGGAAAUCGGCGAACUCCGAUAGGACAUUGAAUUUAUUAAUAGUCGGGUCAGAGCACCUGGCAAGUGAUUUACUCAAUGAUAUUCGCAUGUGCACAGGAUCCAAGGGAGAAUAUGUGUAUGAGAACCAAACAUAUUACUUAAAUUAUCGCAUUGCUAAUGGAGAUAUGGAAGCAUUUAAGUCAAUUGAUGUUCAUUCGAGUGGUUUAAUUUGUGUGUACUCAAAUCAGCAGUCGUUUGAAACACUUAAAGAUAACCUAGAACGUACUUUACUGUGCAAUUUGGAAUUAGAGGACAAGUUUGAAAACUUGCCCAUAGUUUUGGUGUAUCAACCUCAAGAUUUGAAGGAGAACGAAGUUGAGUACCUGCGUAAUGAAGGAUUACGAUUGUCUGAAAUGCUGCACUGCGAUUUUAUUGAUCAUCAACAAAAUCAACAAAAAUAUGUUUACGAAAUUCUUAAUAUAGUUAUACUUUCUUUGCGAUUAUCUGAAAUGAAAAAUUUUGAUUCAUAUUCCACCAAUCACAUCGAUCUACGAAUACUUGUUUGUAUGUUUUGUGGCGAUCAGUAUGACAUUGAAAACAUUGUGAACCCACUAAUAGCUGAAUCAACAACUUGCAAAUCGUCAGAGCAUUCAAUUUUAAUUGACGUAUUCAUAGGAGACUCAAAAAAGCGAAUUGAAUUUAUCCUAUCAUCUUAUCAUGGUAUUAAUCAGUACCGCGAAGAACUAAUUCAUGGGUAUAUUUAUUUCUAUUCUGGAAAACGUAGAUCUUCAUUUGCUAAUUUAAGUGUUUUAGCCGUACAAAAUUCCAACAUUCCAUUACAAAUAAUCGCAGUAACUGAAAGUGGAGGCGCAAAUGCAUUUUUCAGCAGUGAAAUUUGUCAAUUUCUAAUAACAGAAGGAAAUUCUUUGGCUGAUAGAUGCAAGGGAAAUUUUAUGACAUUCUCUGCUGAUCAAUAUGUCAAGUUCGCUUUCUAUACGCCCUUUUUGAAAAAUGUUUGGGAAAAUAAGUAUGAAGUAGAGAAUUUGCAUGUGGAGGAGUCAAUAACUUUGGAUUCUGGAGAAGGUACUUUGGAAAAUUCAGUUAACCAACUGCCCCGGCCACCGCCUCGUCAUGAGAGUUAUAUGUUGUCUAGCACCAUGGGUACGGAUGGAUCUGGAAGUGAGAACUACGAAAUGCUCCCAACACGAUCAUUGAAUUCGUUAAAUGAGGAAAGAGAUAUAUCUCUAGAUGAAAUUUACGACGACAACGAAAAGCCGAAACACCAUCAUCAAAGGUUUCAGAUUUUCCCACCUCCAACAACUCCUCCAGAGCCUGCUCCACCUGAUCAUCAACUCAUAACGUGUACAUAUAAGAGUCAAUUCGUAUCGGCUUCCGAGUCUAGUUUGGAAGAAAUAACAUCUGAUGUAAGUGGAUCAAAGGAUUCAUUGGCCACACAUGAAGCAGAGUGGCUUGAUGAUAAAAAUGAACCGAGAAGAAAUUUAAAUAAAAAUUCCAUUUGGAAUAACUUUAGUGGUUCAACACACGCCUAUACUACCGGUCGCCGUCAUAUUGACUCAAAUUUAAAUAAGAUUCGUCCAAAAGGCCCCAGUCAAACAUUAAAACAACCUGGAAAAUUAAAUAUGAAAAACUUCCAACUAGUUAGUGAGGCAGUUGCCAAAAUGAAUUUCGGAGGCGACUCUUUUCUACCCGCUUCUGAUGCUGAUAAAUGUUCUAAACGCUAUACCCAUUUUAAUCAUACUCAAUUGGAUUGUGACGAAGAUGACUCUGAAGAGUUGGCUGAAUACGAGCAGAUUUAUGAAAAUGAAGACUGCACCGAGUCUGACAGCUGUGCAAGUUCAACCGAACGUAAGGUGCGUCAGCAAAAUAGCUCAUAUUACAAACUUAAUAAGAAACCACCAACAAAUAAAAAAACCAAGAAAAAGAAGAUUGCCAUUCCCGUACAAACACCGAGAGUUCCACUGUUCGGGUCCUACGUAAGCCCACCAGAGAUUCCUCAACAUUAUCACAGAACUGCGUCUGAUACUAAGAAGCCAGGCGAACAUUGCACAAAUGAGCUUGUAAAGAAUGAUAAAUCACCAGAUUAUUCCAUGGUUCCUGAAAGUAUUAAUUUGUUCGGGUCAGAAAAUUUGUCUGAGCUUAAUAUAAAUCCGAAAUCUCUGAAAGACUUUGAAAAAACGGAGAAACGCCGAUUGAAGGAAGACAAUGCUAGACUUCGAAAAUUGCAAGAAAAGGAAAAGGAGCAGGAGAAGAAACACAAACGAAAAUUAAAACAAGCUUCAAAAGGAUUAUCCGACAAUACUGAAUCUCAUUUUGGAAAAUUACUAAUCUCAGACAAAGAUGAAAUUCCUACUUUUCUUAUAAGAUGUGUAGAAUUCAUUGAAAAAGAAGGUCUUGAUUCCGAAGGUAUUUAUAGAGUGCCAGGAAGUCGAGCGCACGUCGAUUUACUUUUCCAAAAAUUCGAAGAAGAUCCACAUACAGUAAUUGAUGUACUCGAUAUUCCAGUAAAUGCAGUGGCAACAGCGUUGAAAGACUUUUUUUCAAAGCGGCUGCCGCCAUUAUUUAGCAAAGAUAUUAUUAAGGAACUAGAAGAUAUUGCAGGCUCACGAGGUAUUGGCUCAUCCAAAAUUAAUGUGGAAGUAAAAACGGACAGAAGCUGUCGAUUGAUAUUACUGAAGACUUUAUUACAGAAAUUACCGCCCAUAAAUUUUUUGAUCCUCAAAUACAUUUUCGAACACUUCGUUCAUGUAUCCGAGAAUUCCAAAUUAAAUAGCAUGGAUAGUAAAAAUUUGGCUAUUUGCUGGUGGCCAACAUUGAUUCCUAUUGACUUCACGGAUAUGAGCCAUUUUGAGCAAUUGCGGCCAUAUUUAGAAGAUAUUGUGCAGACGAUGAUUGACCAGUUUCCCUAUUUGUUCUGCGGAAAAGAUGCUUUUGUUAUGGUUUAAAUACUCGUAUAUUCCAGUAAUUGUAAAAGCUUAAUUUUAGAUGUUAUUAUGUGGAAGAAUAUAAAAAGAAACUGUGUUUUAAUGGCUUUGUUGUGUGAAGUGAUGUUUAAUUAAGAAUAUUCGAAUAUGCGUCUAAAAUAAUAAUUUAUAUUAUGUGUUAAAUUAUAUUUAAGCUAUAAAUGUUUUAAAUGUCUUGUAUGUAUGUUUAACGAGUUGUGUAGUGAUAUCUAUGCCAUGUGUAUGUAUGCUUAUAUAUAUUUUUUAAAUUUGAGUGUAUUAUUAUUGUAGAUGUUGUUCUAUAAAUUGAGCUAAAGAAACUUUAUCAAAGGAACACUUCUGAAAGCAACUAAAAUAUGAAUGAAAGAAAUAGAAUGCAUUCAUAUACAUACCUAUAAAAAUAGAGCAAAGUAAAAUAAUAACGAUAAUGGAAAGAUUUGUAUAAAUGUGUGUCUAUUUCAUGAUAAACCUUAUAAAAUAAUGCAUUCGUAAUCAGCGCGAUUUGGUGUAAUUAUAUUUUUUAAAAUUAUGAUAUAUACGAGAAUCCAAAUGGAUAAUCGUCAUAAUCAAAAAGCACAAACGUAAAAACAAAUAAAAUAAUUCCAAACAAAA